AUGGCACUGAGGGCAAAGGCAGAGGUGUGCAUGGCAGUGCCCUGGCUGGCCCCGUGAAGGGCACAGGCACUGGGCACCAGAGCCACCUGGGUCCCCAGGACAGUGCUGCCCUUUGAAGCCAUGCCCCGGUGUCCAGGCAACUGGUGGCUGAGGCUGCUGCAGAUCUGGAGGGAGCAGGGUUAUGAGCACCUGCACCUGGAGGUGCACCAGACCUUCCAGGAACUGGGGCCCAUUUUCAGGUACCACUUGGGAGGAGCAGGCAUGGUGUGUGUGAUGCUGCCGGAGGACGUGGAGAAGCUACAGCAGGUGGACAGCCUGCAUCCCCACAGGAUGAGCCUGGAGCCCUGGGUGGCCUAUAGACAACAUUGUGGGCACAAAUGUGGCGUGUUCUUGCUGAAUGGGCCUGAAUGGCGCUUCAAUCGAUUGCGGCUGAACCCAGAUGUGCUGUUGCCCAAGGCCGUGCAGAGGUUCCUCCCGAUGGUGGAUGCAGUGGCCAGGGACUUCUCCCAGGCCCUGAGGAAGAAGGUGCUGCAGAACGCCCGGGGCAGCCUGACCCUGGACGUCCAGCCCAGCAUCUUCCACUACACCAUAGAAGCCAGCAACUUAGCUCUUUUUGGAGAGCGGCUGGGCCUGGUUGGCCACAGCCCCAGCUCUGCCAGCCUGAACUUCCUCCAUGCCCUGGAGGUCAUGUUCAAAUCCACCGUCCAGCUCAUGUUCAUGCCCAGGAGCCUGUCUCGCUGGACCAGCCCCAAGGUGUGGAAGGAGCACUUUGAGGCCUGGGACUGCAUCUUCCAGUACGGUGACAACUGUAUCCAGAAAAUCUAUCAGGAACUGGCCUUCAGCCGCCCUCAGCAGUACACCAGCAUCGUGGCAGAACUCCUGUUGAAUGGGGAACUGUCGCCAGAUGCCAUCAAGGCCAACUCUAUGGAACUCACUGCAGGGAGCGUGGACACGGUCAGGCCGGCAACCAGGAUGCACAGCAAGAGGCAAGUGCGGCCCCAGGGCUCAGUGUGUGACCAGGACCAGGGCUCAGUGUGUGACCAGGACCAGGGCUCAGUGUGUGACAGGGACCAGGGCUCAGCGUGUGACCGGGACCAAGGCUCAGUGUGUGACCAAGACCGGGGCUCAGCUCUGGACCAGCCCAUCCAAGGCUCUCAGGCCCCACACGUGCACCCUACGGGUGGGUGCUUUCAGCCUGACGCACCGGAGUCUUCCGACAGCAUGGCCAAGCAGCGUCAGAGUUUUCGUGGUGCUGAUGACAAUGCACAGCCUUGGCCCCCGAGUCACCCCAGCGGAUGCAAAGCAGAGGGCUCCAGCUGCCACGACACUGUACGGCGCAGGGGAACGGAGAGGGCUCGAAAGCCCCUCAAUGGGCAGGCUUCUCCCUUGGGCCAGUCCCCCACGGCCCCUCUCAGCCUGAGCCCCCUUUGCCGCGGGCCCAGGUCCAGGGGCCCAGGGUUUUGCUUUUCCUCGGGGGGCUGCACCAGCCUCCCUGCGCACGGCCAUGUCACACUCCUCCGUUAG
Molecule: messenger RNA, 1524 nt
Organism: Piliocolobus tephrosceles (Ugandan red Colobus)
Lineage: Eukaryota; Metazoa; Chordata; Mammalia; Primates; Cercopithecidae
Product: cytochrome P450 11B1, mitochondrial-like
Exons: 10
Biological process (GO): cholesterol metabolic process; cellular response to peptide hormone stimulus; cortisol metabolic process
Cellular component (GO): mitochondrial inner membrane; mitochondrion
Molecular function (GO): corticosterone 18-monooxygenase activity; steroid 11-beta-monooxygenase activity; iron ion binding
Source: RefSeq, a predicted model, not a curated record